AUGUCGGACUCGGACAUUAAGAAUGAAGAUCCUGUUCCUCAAGACCAAGAGGACGGAGGCGAUGACGAAGAAGAGAUAUCAGCGAUGAAGAGGAGGGUAGCUGAGAUGGAGGCAGAAGCAGCCAAGCUACGCGAGAUGCAGGCGUCUCUCGAUCAGCAGGAUCAGAACAUGAGAGAAGACAAAGAAGACAUCGACGCUCGCAGCAUAUUUGUAGGCAACGUGGACUACGGAGCUUCACCAGAAGAGAUUCAAGCGCAUUUUCAAAGUUGUGGGUCUAUCAAUCGCGUAACAAUCCUUCUCGACAAGUUCACGGGGCACCCAAAAGGAUACGCUUAUGUUGAAUUCACGGAGCCGCAAUUAGUCGGACAGGCGCUCGUUUUGAACGAAAGCAUGUUCCGAGGACGUAAUUUGAAGGUCGUCCCAAAACGCACAAAUCUGCCUGGCAUGACCCGAGGCGGACGCGGUGGGCGAGGAGCCCCUCGUGCGCGUGGUGGAGAGAGCAAGAUGGACUCGGAUCUUCCUCAGGCGCCUAACUUACGAGUGACGAUCAUCGCUGCCGAUGGGCUCUAUAAACGGGAUGUCUUCAGAUUCCCAGAUCCCUUUGCUGUCGCAACCAUAGGUGGGGAACAGACACGUACAACAUCUGUCAUCAAGAAAACACUAAAUCCAUACUGGAACGAAAGUUUCGAUCUGAAAGCGAAUGAAGAGAGUAUCCUUGCGAUACAAAUCUUUGAUCAAAAGAAAUUCAAGAAGAAAGAUCAAGGAUUCCUAGGUGUGAUCAAUGUUCGGAUUGGGUCGGUGAUUGAUCUCGAUGUUGGUGGCGACGAAAUGCUCACAAGAGACCUGAAGAAGUCUAACGAUAAUCUCAUCGUACAUGGAAAACUCAUUGUAAACCUAUCAUCGAACUUAGGCCCCACAACGGAUCAAUCCAACGUCCCGAACCAUCCCGGCUCUUCGCUCUCGGUUUCGGGUGGUACAGUCGCAUCCUCAGCUAACGGUUUGCCUCCGCGAUCUCCCUCUGCUUCUGGAGGACCGCCGGAUACUGGUGCCUCUGAUCAAACCUCACAACAAAGCCCUGCUAUGCCACGUCCUCCACCACGGUCUACCUCGACGGAACCUCCUCCUCCUCCUCCACAAACAAACGGCACUCCCUCAGCUACGAAUGCAGGGGGCUCCACAGGGUUGAGCUCGUUCAGGGAUGGCCAGGGGAUGCUUCCCGCUGGAUGGGAGAGAAGAGAAGACAAUCUAGGUCGGACCUAUUAUGUGGACCACAAUACAAGAACCACAACAUGGACACGGCCAUCAAAUACGUACAAUGAGCGAGAUCAGCGUAAUGCACUGGAGGCGAACACUCAGCUUGAACGUCGUGCUCACCAAAACAGAAUGUUGCCAGAAGACCGCACAGGCGCUAAUUCGCCGAGUCAAGCGGAAGCACCUACACCUAAUUCUGCCAAUAACGCCAACGCCGUGUCGAUGAUGGCCACUGGUGCUACAACAGCUGGCACCGGAGAACUUCCCGCCGGUUGGGAGCAGAGAUUUACUCCAGAAGGACGAGCCUACUAUGUAGAUCAUAAUACAAGGACGACGACCUGGGUCGACCCUCGGAGGCAGCAGUAUAUUCGUACUUAUGGUCAGAAUGCCGGCGGCAACAAUACCACCAUACAAACGCAGCCCGUCUCCCAACUAGGAGCACUUCCUAGCGGUUGGGAGAUGCGACUUACAAACACAGCUCGGGUCUAUUUCGUUGAUCACAACACGAAGACAACGACCUGGGAUGAUCCCCGUCUACCUUCUUCGCUUGACCAGAAUGUUCCGCAAUACAAGCGUGACUUCAGGCGGAAGCUCAUUUACUUUAGAUCACAGCCUGCCCUUCGAAUUCUCUCGGGUCAAUGUCACGUAAAAGUAAGAAGAGAUCAUAUUUUCGAGGACUCGUAUGCUGAGAUUAUGCGCCAAAAUGCCACUGAUCUUAAAAAGCGACUGAUGAUCAAAUUCGAUGGCGAGGAUGGCCUUGACUAUGGCGGUCUAUCUAGGGAAUACUUCUUCCUGCUUUCCCACGAAAUGUUCAAUCCGUUCUAUUGUCUCUUUGAGUAUUCAGCGCACGACAAUUAUACUUUACAGAUUAACCCUCAUUCUGGCAUUAACCCCGAGCAUCUUAAUUACUUCAAGUUCAUCGGCCGUGUUGUGGGUCUGGCCAUCUUUCAUCGACGGUUCCUUGACGCUUUCUUCAUCGGAGCAUUUUAUAAAAUGAUAUUACGAAAAAAAGUUGCACUCGCCGACAUGGAAGGUGUCGAUGCCGAUUUCCACAGGACUUUAACAUGGACUAUGGAGAACGACAUUGAAGGUGUGAUAGAACCUACGUUCUCGACUGAAGAUGAGAGCUUUGGAGAAAUACAGACAAUUGAUCUGAAACCGAAUGGGCAAAAUAUCGAGGUCAACAAUUCGAACAAGAAGGAGUAUGUCGACCUCAUUACGGAGUGGCGUAUCCAGAAACGGGUCGAAGAACAAUUCAACGCUUUCGUGGCCGGCUUCAAUGAAUUAAUUCCCCCUGACCUGGUGAACGUCUUUGAUGAAAGAGAGCUAGAAUUGCUUAUCGGUGGUAUCGCAGACAUUGAUGUCGAUGAUUGGAAGAAACACACGGAUUACAGGGGGUAUACCGAGCAGGAUCAAGUCAUUCGAAAUUUCUGGACUAUAAUUCGAAGUUGGGACGCUGAACAAAAGUCACGAUUGCUCCAGUUCGCGACUGGCACAUCCCGAAUACCCGUCAACGGAUUUAAAGAUUUGCAAGGCAGCGACGGACCUCGACGAUUCACCAUUGAGAAGUCAGGCUCGGAAAAGGCUCUGCCUAAGUCACACACCUGCUUUAACCGCCUAGAUUUGCCUGAUUACAAAUCGCAUGAUGAACUUUCAAAUAGGUUAACCGUAGCAGUUGAAGAAACUGUUGGCUUUGGUCAGGAAUAA
This is a messenger RNA of Bacidia gigantensis, 2958 nucleotides long. RefSeq lists its product as uncharacterized. Gene Ontology annotation, biological process: ubiquitin-dependent protein catabolic process. NCBI's taxonomy places the organism in Eukaryota, Fungi, Ascomycota, Lecanoromycetes, Lecanorales, Ramalinaceae. The record is from RefSeq and is a predicted model, not a curated record. Bases 1 to 2958 code for a protein of 985 amino acids. The transcript is spliced from 13 exons. Gene Ontology annotation, molecular function: protein binding; ubiquitin protein ligase activity; RNA binding.